This is a messenger RNA of Besnoitia besnoiti, 5376 nucleotides long. RefSeq lists its product as uncharacterized. The transcript has 19 exons. Lineage: Eukaryota; Apicomplexa; Conoidasida; Eucoccidiorida; Sarcocystidae. The record is from RefSeq and is a predicted model, not a curated record. Bases 1 to 5376 code for a protein of 1791 amino acids.
AUGGAGUCUGCAGCUCGCUUCCCCUCGUCCGAAGCGUGCGCGGAGGCAGAGCCUGCGCCUUCCUCUGCACACGAGUUCUGGCGCCGUACGGCCGCCAGAGUGUCGCAGACGCUUCUGUCGCCCGCCAGGCACCGCAGACUGAUCACGACUCUCGACCCGCUGGGGGCUGGAGCCUCUGCCUCUGCGGCGCCCGCGAGUCCCCUUGAGGGAGGCAGACGCAGCGACGCCGGCGCCUCUCGCGCGGCCGAAGACGCAGGCCGACAGGGUGAGGUCGCCCCAGCGAGAGCGAGCGUCUCUCUCUCCCCGCCCUCAGGUUCUUUAGGAAACACGCGAGGCGACUUCGGCGCCCAUUCGGCUUCACAGGCCGAGAACGAGCGCGCAAGCGCCGCGGGAAGCGUGGCACACGCCCAUCCUGCAGCCGCGCCGCCGGAGCCUCCUUUCGAGAAAACUGGAGGCGACUCGUCUGCAAAUGCCAACGCAGAGGAUCUCCUCUGCAGUGCGCUCGACUCAGGCUCCAGAGAAGGGCGCGAGAGAGGCGAAGAACUUGCGGAGGAGUGCAGGGGGGCGGAAACAUGGGCAAGGCAGCCACAAGAUCAGAACGCAGUGAAGCAGACUGUGAAGAAUGUGCGUCUGGGAAACGUCCUCUUCUCAGGCACGGUGAUCAGCGAGGAUACUGGCGUCACCACAGCUGAGGAAAAAGUAUUGCGGUUCCGUCUGCAUCUGAUCGGUCGAGAAGCGGCGGUCUCAGUUGCGGAGGUUUUCUCUUUUUCUUUCAAGGCGAGGCGCGCUUUUUCACCUCGAGUGGGUGCGGCCGAGGCGCGAAUGCAGAGGAUCAGGUUCUUCUCUACGUCGGCGACUUCCACGGCUCGAGGCUCGAAGGGCAAGGGGCGAUUUUCGUGGCGGAGUGGAGCCGUUUACGACGGCCAGGUCGCGAGAGGCCGUCGCCACGGUUUCGGCACUCUGUUCAGCUCAAAAGGCGAUAAAGAGUAUACAGGCACGUGGAAAGAUGGGCAACGCGAUGGAGAAGGAACUUUUCGCUACGACGCAGAGGGGAUCUGCGCGUACAGAGGCGCGUGGCGAAACAACCUGCGACACGGCUGGGGGAGACAGGAGUACUCUGGAGGCGUCUACGAGGGUCAGUGGAGAGCAGGGAAGCGCCACGGCGCUGGCCAGAUGGUGUGGACGGAGCUUGGCGUGCAGUACGCAGGCCAAUGGCGAGACGACUUGCCAGACGGCUGGGGCGUCCAAGUGUGGACGCAGGGGCGGUCUGGAGAGAGAGAUCCUGAGAGCGAUGACGACGUGGCGGAGAGCCAGUUGCGCCUGAAUCGCUACGAAGGCUCCUUCAAGCGCGGAGCGCGGCACGGCUUCGGCCUGUUUUGGUAUGCGAACGGAAGUCGCUACGAAGGCGUCUGGCGCGGCAACAAGAAGCACGGCCGCGCGCACUUUGUCAACGAGGCGGGCGCGGUUCACGAAGCGCUCUUCGAGAACGACCGCGUCGUGCGAAUAAGCAGCGUGAAGCCGUCGUUUGCGCUUUGCGACGAUCUCCCUUCUGGCCUGAGCAAGCCUGCGCCGUCCUCGUCCUCUUCGGCUUCCAAAAAGUCGCCGUCGCCGCAGGGGUCUAUGGCACUCGCCUUGCCCUCCGCCCUGCCCUCCACAGCCAGUGUCCAUAAAACCUUCUUCUCCUCGCUCGGAGCGAGUUCAGCGAGGAGGCUUGUGGCGCUCGACGACAUCUUCCUUCUGGAGCUGUGCAGAGGCCCCGCGGGCCCCGGGAGACCCGCGGCGCCCCCCGACAACCGCACCGCCGCGAAGCACUUCCCGGCGAGCGGCGACAAAAGUCCGCUGAGAGGCGGGGCAAGAGGCAGGCGCUGCCUAAACUGGGAGCGAGAUGAGCUGAAGGCGCUCUCCGCCGCCAGCUGGCACGAGGAGACAGAGAGGGCCUUCAGUGGAACCUACAAGUGGAUACUGCGAAACCUCAAAACGCUGCGUCGCACCUACGCGCUGUACCGGCGGAUCGCCUGCUUCCCGGGGCAAGACCCUCUGUGCAUGUCCUUUCUCCAGUUCUGGCUCUUAGCGGCAGACGCGAGGCUUCUCACCGCAGACCGGCCGCUGAGCAGGAUCCUGAGGGCGCUCGAGGUGGCAACGCAGUCGGCUCCAACGCCCUCCGAGUGUCUCAUUUCCAUUCGCGACGGCGUGCCUUCGCUUGUCUUCUGCGGGUCAGCGAAGCCUGCGGCACUGUGGGACGCAAACGCCCUCAGGGGCACCCCGCCCGGCGAGCUGCCGAACGAGGAGGCCCUCUCAACAGAAGGCUCUUCUUCACCGUGUGCAGGUCUGAAUCCACCUCCGUCUCGGAUGCCUCUCUCGUCCAUCGAGGCGCAGCCCCCCUCCUCGGCGCGGUCUUUGCAGACUCCGCCGCGCGCCGGAAGUCCUCGCGUGGGCGCCUCCGCCCCUUUGUACGUCGAGCCCGUAGAGCAGCGGCCCCUGGUGUUUCCUUCCUUUCUCCGCGCGCUCGUUCUCCUCGCGCAGGACGAUCUGCUACGCCAAGAGGCGGUUCGCGCGAGGUCGCCGCGCGGGCGCCCGGCCUCCUCGUCCUCCUCAUCGGUGCCGUCGCGCGCGACCCUCGACGUUGCGCUCUCGAGCUGCACUGUGUCGCUGCUGCAGUUCUACGAGACGUGCUUCAGCGCAGGCCGCGGCGAGCGGCGGGGCUCCGCCACGCAGAGUCGCUUCGCUGGCGGCCGCGGGAGCAGCAGCGUAUGCAGCCAGAGGAGCCCGACGAAGCGGACCAGCAGUUUCGCGAGUCGGCGCAGCAGCCUCAGCCGCAAGAUGGCCUCGCCGCACACCUUCAGGUCUCCUGCGCUCGACGCCCUCCGCCCGUUCACGAGCCCCGAAAUCCUGCAGGCCCUCGCGCCGCUGCAGCCCUGGCUCGCCCGCCGCUUCGCCUGCGCGCCUCAGGCGAGAAGCGCCGGGGAGACGAAGGCCGGGGGAGACGAGGUAGAGGGCUUGCCCCCGUACCCCCUUGGGGGAUCGCCCGAAGGCUCCUCGCAGAGCAAGUUUUCCAGCCUGCCGCGCAUGACAGGCUCCGUGUUUCUCCGAGAUCUUUUGUCGAUGCUGCACCGCUGGGGGCUUUUGAAGAAGGCGGACGACGGGGUGAAGAAGACAAAGGGAACCAGCAAGCCCCCCGACCCGUCAUUUUCGCUGCCGGCAGAAUCUCCUGAGGCUCACGAACGACUUGCGGCGCCGCCCGCAGGGCCCGACCUGCCGCCUGCGCCUCCGUCUCCAGCGCCCCCAGGCCGCCUCCCACGGGCCCCUAACGGGCCCAGCGCGGAGCCCCCCGGACCUGGCGGUCGGGGCGAGAAGGGCGGAAGAAGGCGAGGGAGCCUGGCAGCCAGCCGAGGCGACGCAAAGGCAAAAAGCCUGGCUUCGCCUUCGGGAGUGGCCCCGCCGGAGCCCGACGCGGUCGCGCCUUCAGAGGAGACAGGUGUCUCCCGUGCGGAGACUGCGGGCUCCUCCAGCGCAGGGUCGGACGAAUCGACAUCGACGAAAGCAGGAGGAGUCCGCUCAACUCCGCAAGUCUCCGUCAGCUCGCUCUUGGCUGCCGCGUUCACUGCGACGCCUUUGGCUGUGACCCCCGUGGAGGUUUUGUACUUUCUUUUCCACUUUCUGCCCGAGUUCCACGACCAGGAGGACGCGCUGCGAGCUCUCCACGAGCUCCGUGAGGAGAAGAAGCGGCGUCAUGCAGAGAAGGCGGGCAGGUCCGCCCCAAGCGCUGAAUCCGGCUCUUCGCGCCCUCCGCUCUCGCUGGCGCAGUCCCCAGUGGCGCCGACGGGUGCGUCCGCAGGACUGGCUGAGGGGGAGGAGCGUGAAGCUUCCUCGUUCGCUGCCGAAGGGAGUCCGAGCCAGGCGUCAAAAAGCGGCCAAAAAGUCAAAGAAUCGCACGCGCCUGGCCCCGCGCUGGGUCGGAGCGCCGGCGUGCCGGCAGGAUCUGCGCCCGCCACGCAUGCCGACCGAAAACGAGAGGGCAGAGAAGAAAAGGGGGUGAAGCCUCGAGGCGUGAAGGCCCUAGCCGGCGGACGAAGAGGAGGGGCGCCGCGCGUCACCAUCACCGGCGAGCGGCCCAGGAUGAUUCCAACGACCGCAAACGCGCGCGAGGAGCUCUCAGGAUCCGCGACGGGGGGGCACAAGGGCGACGACAGCCGUCCACCCCCACCGCCCCAGGAGAACGCGUCUGCGGGAAGGAGUGACGCGGCGAAGAGUGGUGUCGCAGGCAGCCCAGGAGACACCCCUGCAGCCGCGGACGGCGACCCCGGCGCCGCGAGAGACAGGGCUCUCCGAAGAGCGGGGAGUCGCGACGAGGCGCUGGGCACCAACGAGACCGGAGGUGCGGGCUCCCCACGGAUGACCGAGGGCCCGGUACGGGUAACGCCGAGAGGGGAAGAAGACGCGGAAAUGAAUCUGGAGAGGAGGAGGCCGUUUGCCACGCCAGCGGUGGAACGAAGCUACCUGAAACUCGUGCGAAAGAUCCUCGGGAAACAAGCCUCCGCCUGGGUCGACCUGGUCAACCGAGAAGUGACCGCCAUUGAAAUGAUGAUGGUGCUCCUCAAGAUUGUCGAGUUCAAGACACCCGUUCUCCUGGAGGCCCUCAUGCCCCUUCCUCUGCGCCUGUCUCUCCUCGCGUCCGCUAUCGCGGAGCACGAGGCGGCUCGAGCCGCGCGGUUGGGGGGUCCUCUACGCCUUUCCAGCGAGGCUCGCUGCAGGCCCUGUUGGCCCGUGGCCUCGCGAAGCUCCCUUCCGCCUUCUUCCUUUUUUUUGUCUCCGCCUGACGGCUCGGCGGAACUGCCGGCGAGCCUCGUCGCAAGUCUCCUCGCGCAGCUUCCCCCCGAGAGGCAGACGCCGCCCUCGCUGCCUUCCCCCUCUUGCGCCCUCUCGCAGCUGCUCGCGCUGAUGCAGAAAUCGACGACCCUCACGUGGCUGCCUGGCUCCAGCGCUCGAUACAGUCUCCCUGUCGCCCCCCGGGGCGGCGCGGCGGGCGCGUUGGGCGCCGCCCCGAGUGGCGGAGUCGAAGAGGGCGCGUCGGAGGACGUUGCGGCUGCUGCGCCGGGUGUCUCUGGGGGAUCUCUCGAAGGAGAACGCGAGGAAGGGAAUCGCUUCUGGCAGGGCUUUGACGGGGUCCGCAGCAUUUGCCGCGCGUGCGGAGAGAACGAGUGGAUGCUGUCUGCGGUGGUGAAGGCACCCCUCGUCUGCGUCAAGGCAGAGGAGGACGAAAGCGAGGCCUCAGCAGCGGUGAGGGAGGCAGACGACGACUGCAGUGACGAGGAAAACGAAGAAAGUGAAGGGACUUGCGUGGCCCACAGUGCCUCGGAUCGCGUUGAGCGUUUUUAA